GCUAUAUUUAGGAACGUCAAAAGGUUAUGAUGUCUUAAAUCACUUUAUACUCUUUAUUCAUUGUCACUAGCAAAAGUCAAAAAACUUUUUGGAAGACUGUAACCUUGGGAACUCAAAUCAUCUGUUGAUACAAGUCCAUAACGUAUGUGCAAUUAACGAAUUGAAUGCAAUUUACUUGCUUUCCAGGUAAUAUCAAGCGAUGCAGAGUCAUGGGAAGAGUUCAAAGUAUUAUAUAAACUUCUGUUUCUGUGUCUGCAACUCUACAUAAUUCAAAGAAAGAAAGAAAAAUUCUUGCAUCAGAAGAUUCAAAACUUGAAACACUUAACUUUAUUUUUUUGUUCUCUCGCUUAUUUCCUUUGUGGAUCUUCAAUGGCUGGAGCUGAAAAUUCAGAGAAAGCAGUGUUGAGUCUAAAGCUUCUUGUCGACAAGAAGAAGAACAAGGUGGUCUUGGCUGAGUCUGGUAAGGAAUUUGUCGAUGUACUCUUCAGUUUUCUGACAAUACCUAUGGGUAAUGUUGUGAGAUUGAUUGAGAAAUAUCAGAAGAAUCAGAUAUCUGAAGCCACUAUGAUUGGCUGUUUCAACAAUCUCUACAAAAGCGUACUUGAUAUAGGCACCGCUAAUUUCAUGACGGAAGCUUGCAAGGAUAUGCUUUUGUAUCCGAGAAGCGCGAUGGAGAACCUACGUAAAGGGCUUAAGCUUAACAUAGCUGAUAUUGAGGUUCUCAAGUACUAUAUGUGCCCGAAAGAACAUCGGUGGUAUAGUAACUUUUGUUCCUCAAAAUGUUAUGAUUGUGGAGAAGUGAUGACGAAGGAGUUUAAACCAUUAUACGGUGUAGCAUAUGAGGAAAUAUUUGUCAGCCACAAGCCCUUAUUCACCAUUACUGACAAUCUGAAAGUGGGAUUUACUUCUAUAAGUCAUACCCUGAAGACACUCAAAGUGUCAGGCUAUUCUGAUGUUGAUCAGCUGCAUGAGAUGCAUGUAGAAGUUGAUCACCAAAAGGUACUAGCUCUACUGCAGAGAUUAUUUACUUCAGAUACUCCCUUGACUGACGUGUUCUUAAAGAAACAGAGAUCAUGUGUCAUUUCAAAGGUGCUUAACAUGUCAAGUCUAGCUGUGUCAGAAAAAUCUGGAGGUGCAGUUCAGUGGAACAAAGUAAUGUCUGUCAGUGUGUUCACCAGAAAACUGGACAAGAAGGUUCUCUAUGUUGAAAGUGAAAAAGACUUUGUUGAUCUUCUUUUUACUUUCCUGGUUCUUCCUCUGAAUUCUGCAUGGAAAUUAGCUGGAAGCAAUCUCGUGCUAGGAUGCAUCAAUAACUUGUGUGAAAGCGCUAAGAGCUUGAGAUCUUAUGGAGGGAGAAAUGCAUUCAACGACAAAUGUAUGCUUCCUUGGCGUUAUAGUUGCCAACAACCUCUGCUUGAUAUUUGUUAUGCGGAACGUGAUAGGGAUUUAUCAGUGUCUAUAAAAAAUUAUACAUACACUUUUAAAUCGAUGGAUCCAAGAUGCGAGAAAGCUUCUGAAGUUGGAGUGUAUAGUGGAUUUUUGAAGAGAGGCACAACGUUUAUGGUCACUGAUGAUCUUACUAUCACACCUAUGGACUUAUCAUCGACCAUCCACACACUGAAGAAGUGGAACAUGGACUUAGAUGAUAUAGAGGAGGAAGUAAUUAACAUUAGCAAAGCAGAGGCUAUCAGACUGUUGAGAGCCUCAAUGGUGACUUCCAAUGCCUUGAACACAGUUUUUGAGAGCUUACUCCCAAAGAAACCGAAACAAGAGAAAGUCUAAGGCAUUAUUCCAUGCUUCUGUUGACCUGCUUGAUUCCAGUUUAAGAUUUUGUUAUUUGGGAGUGGCAGUUGAAUUAGUUACCUUUUCUUUUAUUGCGUACCACCAAGUACAAGCCAUUGUUAUUCAACCGUAAUGUUUCCUAGU
This is a messenger RNA of Camelina sativa (false flax), 1926 nucleotides long. RefSeq lists its product as uncharacterized. The record is from RefSeq and is a predicted model, not a curated record. NCBI's taxonomy places the organism in Eukaryota, Viridiplantae, Streptophyta, Magnoliopsida, Brassicales, Brassicaceae.